UAGAUGCUGAGGAAAAAACCUGCUCCAGUGCUUUUUCAUUCGCGCCUCCAUCCUCCAGGCAAAAAGAAAGGAGGUCGAUUACGGGCAGACGGAGAUGUACGGCAGAGAUCCUGACUCAUUCUCGGAAUAUGGACCACGCUGAAGUGCUCUGAGCAACAUGGAGGAAUCCACAUCUUCUGUCAUUCGGCGAAACCGUUCCACGCCUGCGUAUCUUGCGUAUUGCUUCACGAAAGAUGAAGUAACAGCCGUUGAAAUGAGAAGGAAAUAAAGGUGGCUGCCUGGCAACGAUAACGUUUUCUUAACCUGCAUAUAAUGUGCAGUUAUUCCCUAAGUAAUUGCUUCUAUCUGCUCUCUGAAGCCCUUAUUGUUGAAGUGACACUUCCCAAAUAACAGGCAGCUCUACUAGUCGGCAGCUGAAGUGCAUAAACAAAGAAAUGCAUCCUUAGAAGAAGAUGAUCCCUGGCUUGCUUUGCCAUUAAGGACGUUUUUCCAAGUUGCUGUCCAGGAUUGUCCAGUGGCGAGGUGAGGCAGGGUGAGGCGAGGAGGGGCCACUGACCGGAUGCCCUUUGCGGCGGGAGCCGCGUGGCCUUGACCAUGAGCCGGCUGAUGUUGGGCCGGACGCUGGAGCGGAUCUGCAAGGCUGUGCUGCUGCUGUGCCUGGUGCACUUCCUCAUCAUGAUGAUCCUCUACUUUGAUGUGUAUAGUCAGCGCUUUGACAUCUUUAGCCGCUUCAACAACGGCCGCGGCGCCAACGCCUCCCGGGGGCCCCACCACUACUAUUACAACUACUCCAACGGCAGACCCAACACCACCUUUGCUAGCUACCUGGCUGCUGCUGACCAGCUCUCACCCACCGCCAAGCCUGAGGCCAACCGCACACACCCCACCCCUAAGCCCAUUCCUCCAUGCCCAGAGGUGCCUCCUGGACUUGUGGGCCGUCUCCUGAUCGAAUUCAGCUCUCAGAUGACCAUGGAGAAGGUACAGAGAGAGAAUCCUAACGUGACUGAGGGGGGUAAGUACACGCCCCUGGACUGUCGACCCAAGCAGAAGGUGGCCAUCAUCAUCCCAUUCCGGCACAGAGACCACCAUCUGAAAUACUGGCUGCACUAUCUACACCCCAUCUUGCGGCGGCAGAAGAUUGACUAUGGCAUCUAUAUCAUCAACCAGCUUGGCGAAGACACGUUCAACCGGGCCAAGCUGUUGAAUGUGGGCUACACGGAGGCUCUAAAGGACGCUGAGUAUGACUGCUUCAUCUUCAGUGACGUUGACCUCAUCCCCAUGGACGACCGCAACCUGUACCACUGCUACGACCAGCCGCGCCACUUCGCCAUUGCCAUGGACAAGUUUGGCUUCAGGCUACCGUAUGCAGGGUACUUUGGAGGCGUCUCUGGCUUAAGCAAAAAGCAGUUCCUCAAAAUCAAUGGCUUCCCUAAUGAGUACUGGGGCUGGGGAGGAGAGGAUGAUGACAUCUAUAACAGGAUUACUCUGAAUGGUAUGAAGGUCUCUCGGCCGGAUGUGCGGAUUGGUCGGUACAGGAUGAUAAAGCAUGAGAGGGAUAAGCACAAUGAACCAAACCCCCAGAGAUUCAAUAAAAUCCAGAACACAAAGAACACCAUGAGGAAGGAUGGAAUCAGCUCGCUGACGUAUCGCCUGGUCUCCAUUAAAAAGUAUCCGCUCUACACCAACAUCUCCGUGGAAAUCGGCAAACCCCCUCCCAGACCCAUCAAAGGAUAGACUGAGGCCAGGUCUCUCCAGCUCAGCAAACACACAUACACACACAGACAAACAUGUGCACACAUAAACUGACCUGGGCGUCCGCCUCUAACUGCAGCACUGACAUGCUGAACAGGUUAGUUCUCAGGAAUACACACGGGGCCCUCCAGCAGCAGGCCUGAUGUGGAUCUAUAAUCAGAAAUCCAAAUCCACACAGAAAUUCGAAGAAGUGGACUAUGAAUAUGGUCUGUGGUCUGUCUACAAGCAGAUAAUAUUUUGCUAAAGGGACUCACUUAUGGAGCACAGUAAGCCAUAGCACAUAUGGAUGAAUCCCUGCUCCAAUAAACGUUCUUCUGAAAACUGGAGGACACAAACUGAACAGUGUUUCUGGAGGAGGAUUGUUGCUUUUGAGGAGAUUAGGUUCGUCAAACCGAAUUACAAGAAAGGAGCGCCCUGUUCACUUGAUGUAAAUCAGUCAGAAUCUACUGUACAUUGCAGAAAAUGAAUGUCUUUGUACCUGCAGCUAUUGCAGCGUCCAACUCUUUCUCUUCAUAUCUCUGAAGCUGAAGUUGCUUAACCGGUGCUUGAAGAAGGCUUUGUGGAUCAUCUUUCUCUUUUUUUUUCUCUCUGGAUUUCCCACCUUUUCUUAUUUUGUAUGGUUUCUAUUUUCCUGCUUUAUGACUUCAACCAGGGAACUACAUACACUCCUAAAGAGAAACACUGGGGAUAUUAAAAGCUGAGUGAACUGGAUGGUCCUGGAUAAGCUUAAACGAAUACACAAGUGUCUCCAAUACAUGCUCUGCCUGGACCCCUGUCUUUGGUGGGGUUUGAAGCACUGAUGGUUUCUCCUGGAGAAAGCAGGAUACGUUGGAAACACUUGCUUAGAAAGAAAAAGGGAUUGUGAGGAAGCUGCUGACGGUCACUUCUCCACAACUCCAAACAAAGGAAGACUCUCCAUUGCAAGCUGUUAUUUUAAUUGAUUGUUCACUUCUGCCUCAAACAAUUAUGUUCUCAUGCUAUCAUACAUCGGACAUAGCCAGUGGCACUUCAUCUAACACCUGUGCUGUUUCAGCUUAAGGAGGUCAGAACCAUCUUGGCUGAUGUUAGUUGGCUACUAUGAGGGUGUGAUCAUGCUCAUUCCAGAGCCUCAAAACCGGAUUAUAAAUCACUGGAGGUAAAGAUUUAUUUGAACUGCAGUAUUUUGUUGGUUUUACAGUUAUUUUGCAAGCCUGUUGUAUGUUUUGGUUUGAUCUUAUAUUGCUCCCUUUUUCUGUUACUGCCUACAAACACCAAACUGAUGCCUUCAGACUUUUUUGUGAGGAGACAAAUGAGGGAAUGCUGGAUUUGUGUUGGGUUUUCUGUGUUAAGUGAGAUUUAGUCAUAUUUUUUCAUGUUUGCUCAAUUCAGCCUUGAGGAGGAGGUCACUGUGGAUGUCCUGGCAACUCUCCCUUCCCUUUUAAAAAGCCUUUUCAAAAAAUUUUUUUCCUGCCCUUUCUUUUCCAUUGCCUACCUUCACGUUGACUCCUUGCCAUGUCUCUUUAUGUGCCGUGUGUGUGUUGCCUCUCUGUCUCUGCAUUACUUAUUUUUUGUGCUCUGCUUACACUGGGAAGACUCAAAAGCCCUAGCUUAUUUCAUCAAAUCUGGCUCAACUUUCCAGGCAUGCUCUACUUUCUAAAUGGCCUUACAGAUGCAUUGUGGUUCAAAAGCUUAUUUCUACUGCAGUAGACAUUACUAUAGGCAGACUUUGUGGACAUAUUAUCGUCAUACAUAUAUUCAGAGGCUGGUGAGGUCAAUUCAGUAUUUUAUUAUCAGUAUACAAGUGUACAGUACAACAAAGAUCAUAUCUAGUCUACAGUGGUGCAAAUGUAGUAGACAUACAAUUUGUGACCAUACAGUUCACAUGCAACAAACGUAUGUAGUGCAGCAUAUCAAACAUAGGACAGUGAGCAUUCAACAUAAAAAGUAUCGUAAUGUAAGCAAGUAUGACAACAGUAUAACAGUGGAUGACAAUAGAUAUUAAUGGAAAAGAUUGUGUAAAGUUAAAUUUUCUCAUACAUGUUAUACUCAAGAACAUGCAGACCUUCAAUCUGUAUCGAAAUUUAGAGAAAUUAUAGUCUCCCAAAUGUUUAGCUCAUUCAGCCUAAUCUCUAUCUUUAGCACCUGUAUUGUACAGCUGAUUAGCGCAGACAGUAAUUUCAGUGAGAUUCACUGACUGUAAACGCACUCAUAAAAGAAACUAUUGGGCAGUUACUGAAUUCUGUCAGUAAACAUUGGUGCAAAGUAUGUGUUUUUGUAAAACAUUUGCAUUAUGUGGGCAGAAUUUUCACAUCUGAUCUCACAGAAGAGCUAAAGCAACUGGAGCUACUUCAAUUUUUCACUGUCUUGCUCCAGUGUUCAAAAGUUGGAUAAAACUUCAUUAAAUAAGACAUUCUGUCAUGUCUGUCUCAUCCUAAGACCUGUAUAUUUAGAGUGCGGUGGAUUUAGUAUUUCAAGCGCUUAUUCAUAGAAUUCAGCAACUGCCCACUGAGUUUCAAGUUAAUAGGUUUUCUUUCACAACAUGUGAAACAUGUUGAAAUUAUUUUCUGUGGUAAUUGACUGUACGCUACAGAUGUGGCAAAUAGAGAUUAGGAUGAAAGGGGCUGGAAUUUUCCUUUAAAACUGAAAAAAAGGGAUCCAGUUUUAACAGAAUGUGAGCACAUUGUUCCUGUUUAAAGCUGGUGUCACAUUCUGAGGAUGGUCCAUAGAGCAUAUCAUUGUUUUAUUUUCAUUUCUCAUAAGAGCCAUGUGUUCUUUAGGGUUCAUGAGAUGUGAAAGGCGUUUCCUUCCAUUGAGGCUGUGUUAUAAAGCGCAGCCUGCUGUAUGCCCUGCUCUACUUUGGGGUUGGGAUUCUUUCCUUUAUCUUUAAGAAGUGCCGCUUAGGCCUUUUUUCAGAUUGCUGUGUUUUUGUACAUAUCCGACAGCAGGGGCAGUGAUGAGAUCUAUUUAUGUAGGUUAAUAAGGUGGCCAUACUAGGUCACUCAGUGUAUCUGUGCAAAAAAGUAAGGAAAUGCACUCUUUCUUUAAAUGAAAAGAAAAGGAUGGUUUGAGGUGAAAUACAAGCUUGUGGCAGUUUUUAGUUUGUUGUUAUAUCAUCCAUUGGUUUUGCUCUUUGGCUGUUUCAUCCCACAUACGUAGCACUGCUCCUGUUUCAUAAAGCUAGAAAUCCAAUCAAAAACUCGCACAAGUCUCGUUAUAAAUGUUGCACAAUACAAAACGCUGCUUAUCAGGCAAAGGUGGAUCAGUCAUUGUAUAAUUUCAGAAUAAUCUCCAAUUCUAUGAGUCUCUCCAUACACUCAGCUGAAGCACAGCCAUAAUAGAGUGGCAGUUUUUUGUUUGCUUUUUGUUGGGAUAUAGUAUUUUCUCCAGAGGUCAGUAAGCCCUCGUCUAAAGCACUAGCGCACUGUGUGUAGCUCCCUCUCUCCCCUCCAUCUCCUCUUGGCAUGUGUGCCUCUCCCCUGCUCUCCUUCUCACCCAUCCCACCCUGCCAUCGCCUGUAGGCUUCUCCAUCUGCAUCGGGCCGAGAGCCAUAAGAGAGGAAGGCAGAGGGGCUGGCUGAAAUCUGCUACAGGACGACAUACAUAAGAAACAAAACUACUACUGACUGCCUCCGGUCUUCAGGUCUGGAGUGGCUUUUUAAAGACUUACUGUAUCUAUCUAGGUUUUUUUGUACAUUGAAUGUCAAAAAAUGUUAUAUCUUAUAUAUAGAAUGCAUUAUGUCAUAUCAUACUUUUUGUAUACAAUCAAUAAAACAGAUGCUAAAAGA
Molecule: messenger RNA, 5515 nt
Organism: Colossoma macropomum (tambaqui)
Lineage: Eukaryota; Metazoa; Chordata; Actinopteri; Characiformes; Serrasalmidae
Gene: b4galt2
Product: UDP-Gal:betaGlcNAc beta 1,4- galactosyltransferase, polypeptide 2
Exons: 7
Coding region: 595-1734 (379 amino acids)
Biological process (GO): carbohydrate metabolic process
Molecular function (GO): glycosyltransferase activity
Source: RefSeq, a predicted model, not a curated record